Messenger RNA from Batrachochytrium dendrobatidis JAM81, 670 nucleotides. RefSeq lists its product as uncharacterized. The transcript has 5 exons. The coding region runs from base 1 to 564 and encodes 187 amino acids. The record is from RefSeq and is a predicted model, not a curated record. Gene Ontology annotation, molecular function: guanosine-3',5'-bis(diphosphate) 3'-diphosphatase activity. Lineage: Eukaryota; Fungi; Chytridiomycota; Chytridiomycetes; Rhizophydiales.
AUGGCAUCUACCACAUCCCAUUGCUCUUCACUGGGACAGCUUCUGGAGUGCAUCAACUUUGCUGCCAUCAAGCACUCUUCUCAGCGACGCAAAGAUCCAACAAAGACUCCUUACAUCAACCACCCGAUUGGAGUUGCAUAUAUAUUAUACUAUGAAGGAAACGUAGAGGACUUGCCGACACUUUUAGCUGCUGUCCUUCAUGAUACUGUUGAAGACACUGAAACCUCGUUUGAAGAGAUCACAGCCAAGUUUGGAUCCGAGGUCUGUGAGAUUGUCAUGGCAUGCACUGAUGACAAGACUCUUCCAUCUAAAGACAGAAAACGACUGCAGGUUGAAACUGCACCACACAAGUCGGACAAGGCCAAGCUGGUUAAAAUGGCUGACAAGAUCUACAAUCUAAGAGAUCUGAUGAGAGUGUUGCCAAUGGGUUGGACCCAGCAGCGUGCCAACGAGUAUUUUGCCUGGGCAAAGCAGGUCACUGAUGGGUGUCGUGGAGUGAAUGCUAAACUGGAUGCCAUUCUGAAUGAUAUCUACAAGAAACAGGAAGCGUUGGAAUCCAUUUGAUAAAAAGUUGAUACGUAAUAUAUUGUCUUGGACAAUCCAAAACCUAUUGAAACGCAAUGCUUGAAUGGCAUGAUAAUAAAUAACAAAUAGUGUUUACUCGAUAAGA